Molecule: messenger RNA, 2057 nt
Organism: Oryza sativa Japonica Group (Japanese rice)
Lineage: Eukaryota; Viridiplantae; Streptophyta; Magnoliopsida; Poales; Poaceae
Product: aldehyde dehydrogenase family 3 member F1
Biological process (GO): aldehyde metabolic process
Cellular component (GO): cytoplasm
Molecular function (GO): aldehyde dehydrogenase (NAD+) activity
Source: RefSeq, a predicted model, not a curated record
UUCGGUCCUAGCAACCGGCAGUAGUACCAAUGAUGCACCUUUGCACCAGUUUACAACAAUAAUGGACGUCAAUUCUACUGAACCGCCCUGGUGCCAGCAUUUAAUUCGUAUCAUGCAUUCAUGCGUAGCGUAGGCCAUAGGCUCAAGCGCACGUCAGUUGCCAUAAAUUGGCCUCGCCGGCCCGAGGCUUUCUUCAACUUUCUGCUUGCAAAGUUUCAAUACACUGGAGUGAGUCAGUGAGGUUGGUGAAGCAGAGUGAGGAAAGGAGGAUGGGAAGGGUGGCGCCUAGCGUCGAGGAGGUCGGGGGCGAGCAGCCGCCGCCCGCGCUUGGGCCCGGCGAGACCGUGAGCGGGACGGUGGCCGAGCUGAGGGCGGCGUACGAGAGCGGCAGGACGCGGAGCCUGGAGUGGAGGCAGUCGCAGCUCCGGGGGCUCCUCCGGCUCUUGGCGGAGGAGGAGGCCGCCGCGUUCCGGGCGCUCCGCGAGGACCUCGGCAAGCACCAAGCCGAGGCCUACAGAGACGAGAUCGGCGUGCUUGUCAAGUCGGCGAACGCCGCGCUGCGUGAGGUCGGGAAAUGGAUGGCGCCGGAGAAGGUCUGGGUGCCGCUAAUCGCGUUCCCGGCAAGGGCGCAGCUGGAGCCGCAGCCGCUCGGGGUCAUCCUCGUCUUCUCUUGCUGGAAUGUCCCGUUGGGCCUCUCUCUGGAGCCUCUCGUUGGAGCAUUGGCGGCCGGCAAUGCGGUCGCGCUGAAGCCAUCGGAGCUGGCGCCGGCCACCGCUAAGUUCCUCGGCGACAACGUCGGCAAAUACAUGGACGCCACGGCCGUGAAGGUCAUCCAGGGCGGGCCGGAGGUUGGCGAGCAGCUCAUGGAACACAGAUGGGACAAGGUCCUUUUCACCGGGAGCCCGCGCAUCGCGCGCGUCGUGAUGGCCGCGGCCGCGAAGCACCUGACGCCCGUGGCGCUUGAGCUCGGCGGGAAGUGCCCCUGCAUCUUCGACACGAUCGGCGGCAGCGCGCGGGACCUGCAGACCGCGGUGAACCGCGUCGUCGGGGGCAAGUGGUCGUCCUGCGCCGGCCAGGCCUGCCUGGCCAUCGACUACGUCCUCGUCGAGGAGCGCUUCGUGCCCGUCCUGAUCAAGGCGCUCAAGUCGACGCUGAAGAAGUUCUUCGCCGACUCGGACCACAUGGCGCGGAUCGUCAACGCGAGGCACUUCCAGCGGCUGAGUGACCUUCUCAAGGACAAAUCGGUCGCGGCGUCCGUCCUCCACGGGGGCACAUUGGACGCCAAGAACCUGUGCAUCGAGCCCACGAUUCUGCUGAAUCCCCCACUCGACUCCGCGAUCAUGACAGAGGAGAUUUUCGGCCCUCUCCUGCCCAUCAUCACGGUGAAGAAGAUAGAGGACAGCAUCGCCUUCGUGAGAGCGCGGCCGAGGCCGCUCGCCGUCUACGCGUUCACCAAAAACGCCGCACUGAGGCGCCGAAUCGUCGAGGAGACGUCGUCGGGGAGCGUUACGUUCAACGACGCAGUUGUACAAUACGGGAUCGAUUCGCUGCCGUUCGGCGGCGUCGGCGAGAGCGGAUUCGGGCAGUACCACGGCAAGUACUCCUUCGAGAUGUUCAGCCACAAGAAGGCGGUUCUGACGAGAGGAUACCUUAUCGAGCUGACGGCCAGGUACCCGCCGUGGGAUGACAGCAAGAUCUCCAUGAUGCGACAGCUCUACCGUUACAAUUACGUCGGAUUCGUCUUAACCUUCCUCGGUCUAAAGAAGUGAAAAUUUGGUGGGAAGGAAUUGGUGAUCGCUUUUGUGGAGUUCAAAGUGAGUGCAUUUAGCCCAAGAGACUACUGAUGAGAAUAAAUAUAGACUUAUAUCGCUUAGUGAAUAAGAACAAGAUUUGCAGUUGCUAGUAUAAAGCAGCAAAAAUGUACUGCCUGCAUUAUAUAAGAAAAAUGCGCUACCUGUAAUUUACGUUUCGUCAAGAAACCACCUUUUAAGUAAGGUAAAUGUAAGGUACUAAGGUGCAAUUUCAGUAGUUUUGGGUUGAAUUUCAGCCAACAACAA